CUGGGUGACGUGAUUUCAGCUGGUAUGUCUCAAAGUGAAGGAUGGCUGCGGCCAGCCGGAUACCUGGAGCAGGUGCAAAGUAAAUUAUAUGACGAUCAUAACUUCGGCAUCAGCUACGUGCUUCGAAUAGUUACAUCUCGAGAAGUGAACGACUGUGAUGUGAAGCAAGCCUUCAUCCAUCUCCUCAGGAAGACCAUCAACUUGAGGAUGUUGCCCAAAAUGAGAGGCGGUCAUCUCUGGAUGAGGGAGCUGCAACACGAGGAACUUGAUUUUCAGACGCUCAAUAAUGAAGAUGUCAACGCUGUGUACCACAACAUGGCGACCUACAGGUACAACAUGGACGUUGGCCCGGCGUGGGCCGUGCGUUUCCUCCCGCUCUCACCCAAACAAGAUGACUAUAUCAAGCAAACGACCAUGGAAAACGCGGAUACAAAACUCAAAACACUGCCUCACGUCAGCCACAUUGUGAUGAGCUUCCACCACAGCAUAACCGACGGCUGCACUAACGUGCGCCUCAUCCGACAUGUCUUGAUGAUAUUGAACGAUGUUAUAGCGGGGAACCCAAUAGAUGAUUUCCAACAGUAUGCUCAAAUGCUUGAUAUAAAGAAGCAAGAAUCAAUUUCAGAACAAUUGGAAACUGCAUUCAAGAAUGACCCCGACCUGUUGAAAACCCGGGUAGAGUCUCUGAUGAGGUCGUUUCCCGAGGCCUUGCUUGGCAAAGCGUAUCCGCAGCCUUCGAAAAGGCCACCAAAAAUGGUGUGCAUUCCUCGCAUUCUUGACAGUAGAAGUACGGUAAACUUUAUUAACCGUUGCAAGAAAGAAGGCAUUACAGUUCACACAGGAUUCAGCUCGGUGAUCGAGGCUAGCAUCGUCCAAGCUCUGGUGGAUGCAAACUGUCUACAAGAUGAAUUCACCAUUGGGGGACUUCACUGUAUCGACCAGCGACGCUACUUUAACGAUGCUGAAAACGCGUAUGGUAACGGCUACGGCAUAAUGGAUGUCACCUCUGAUGUAUCUAAGGAUAUUGUCGCAAACUUCUGGAGCCAUGCUAAGCAGUACCACGCCAAAUUUAAGGACCAACAGAGACGAAUGAACAGCAUGGAACUUGAAGUGAUAAAUAAGCUGACCGGAAAAAACCCACUUGUGUUCAUUGCCACUCAGGGCAUCGACUAUCCUCUUCCGAGAGUUGCUCCGUACGUAACCACAAACGUGAGAGACGUUACAAAGAUUUUAAGUAACUUUGGACAGAAUGUCGAUUUAAUUUACUACGACUGGAUGUCUGCGGUGCAGGAAAUUGGAUAUGAGUGGGUAAGCUCUAUUCACACUUUCAACAGACAACUCCUGCAUAACUUGCAUUAUAAUACGCAACUGAUGGACGAAGCACUCGCUCUCAAAAUCGCUGAUUCGAUUUUUGAAAUUUUGAGGCAGGUUGUCGAACAGCCCUAAGGCAAUUCAAUAUCUGUAACCUUCAUUUGAAAUAAAAUCAAUCAAGUCUUCGUCCAUUUCACCCGGCGGUUGACAAAACGGUGAACUGAGAACCUAUGGAUAGACACUCAAGAAGCCUGCAACUUGACAUGCACUUAUAGACUAGGAAAUGAAUUACUGCAUUAUGUCUAAUUCCUAAUCAACCUUCAUCUCGCUACUGCAGUCAUACAUGGUGCAAAGAUACAAAUCUUCCUUGAAAUACGCCAAACUUUGAAUUAUUAAGGGGGCGGUAUACCCUAAAAUUUUCGGAU
Molecule: messenger RNA, 1736 nt
Organism: Hyalella azteca
Lineage: Eukaryota; Metazoa; Arthropoda; Malacostraca; Amphipoda; Hyalellidae
Exons: 4
Coding region: 25-1446 (473 amino acids)
Source: RefSeq, a predicted model, not a curated record